AUGGCGCUCGAAACGUCACAAGAUCUCAUCAUCCUCGUGCAGUUUCGAGCGAUGCAGCAAACACGCUUCGGUGGCUGCAAAUUUAUUACUUUUGAGGACAAGAACUGGCAUUCCGAGUGUUUUAACUGCUGCAAAUGCAAUUCGAGUCUCGUUGGACGUGGAUUUCUAGUAGAAGAUGAAGGUGUCGUCUGUCCAGACUGCGGUGCCUAG
Molecule: messenger RNA, 210 nt
Organism: Mesocestoides corti
Lineage: Eukaryota; Metazoa; Platyhelminthes; Cestoda; Cyclophyllidea; Mesocestoididae
Source: the annotation of a GenBank genome assembly